CCAUGUAGCACCACUCGCGCCAAUCCUCUCGCACGAAAGGAAACCAGGGUCGGCGCCGGCGAUCUGGCAUUCACGUGACUCUCGAUUUGCUGCUGUGUAAGGGAGCUUUGCGCCCAUGCAGAGAGGGUUACUGCCUCUUGCACUCAUCAGACUCAAGAGCCAAGAUUGGGGAUGAAUGAGCAAGUAGGGGUCUGAUCGAUUCACGACUUUGACUGUGAUCGUCCGCAUUAGACUACUCUCGUUGAUCCUCACUCUGGUAUUCAUACCCUUGUAUAUUGUGGCGGCUUCUUCAGACUUCAUUGGCGUCUCGAAAAGACGCGCAAUCGUCGGACGGAAGAGAAAGAUCGGGAAUCGAAUUCAUCACUCGGUUUUUGCCACAUCCUUGACGCCUUUCCAAGGAUCGCUCUCGCACACUACGAGUGAAGAUGGGGAAGAAGAAAGGUGGCAAGAAGGGCGGAGGAGGAGGGGACGACGACUUCUUUGCAGAUGGUCCUCCAGCUGACAUCUCGGGCGACGAAGCACCAGCUCCUCAGCGCAAAAAUGCUUUCGCAGCGAUGACGAUCGACGAUGGUCCCGAAGAGGUGGAAGAGGAAGAGCCCAAAUCCUCUGCGAAUGGAAACGCAAACAUAGGCGGAGAUGAUGAGGACGACUACGGAGGAGGCUUGAUGGCUCAGGUGAAAAAGAGCGCUGCUAACGCUAAGAAAGGAGGCGGCAAAAAGGACAAGAAGAGCAAAAAAAAGCAGCAGGACGACGACGACAUAUGGGACCAGUUGGGUGAAGAUGUGUCGGGUAACGCGGUGAAGGAUAACAAGGGUGAUGCCGAUGCUAUGGACAUCGACAAGGCCCCCGAAGCUGGGGAUGCUGCAGACGAAUUUCCAGACACCACUAAGUCAAAGAAGGGCAAGAAGGGCGGUAUCGCCGCUAAGGAGGAUGACGAAGGCAAAGACUCCGGCACUGCAACACCUGCUGGCGCAGAAGAGGAGCAGCCCGGCAGGAUACUGUCCAAGAAAGAGAAAGAGAAGCUCAAAAAGGAGAGAGAAAAGGCAAAGAAGAAGGCAGAGGCUGCUGCGAAACAGUCGAAUCAGCCCGAGUCAAAGGUGGACGAUGAUGAAGCUGCUGUAGACGCUGCAGAGGAACCCGAAGCGGCUUCAUCAGCUUCGAAGAACAAGAAAAAGAAGAAGGGUGGCGAUAAAGGCGCAGUGACCGAGCAAGUGCCUGCUGCAACGCCCACGACUCAAACGGCUGCGCAAGGCAAGAAGAAGCCCUCCGCGGCGCUGGCAGCUCUUCAGGCCCGUGUAGCCGCACAGAAGAAGGCAGAGGAAGAAGCUAGAGCGGCGGAAGAAGCUGCGAGGAAAGCUGAGGAAGAAGCCGAAAGGCUGGAGAAGGAGGAAGCUGAACGCAAAGAGGCUGAGCGUCUGGCCAAGAAGGAGCGCGAGAGAUUGAAGAAGGAGCAGCUCAAGAAAGAAGGCAAAUUCUUGACCCCGAAGCAAAAGGCCGAAAAGGCGGCGGCAGAGGCUCGCAUGCAGGCCAUGAUCAAAAGUGGGCAGAUCAAAGUGGACGGAUUGGAAGAUCGCGAAAAGGAUGAUGCUGCGAGCGCAGAAACCUCGCAACAGCAGAGAAAGUCGAAAGCAGUCGACAGCAGGAAAAAGAAGAAGGGACCUUCCGGACCACCAAAUAAGCUCGCUCCUACGCAGAAUGCCCAGCCCAGCCCUGCCGAGCAAGAACAGCAGGCCACACGUGGCCCCGAACCCGAGCCUGAGCCCGUCAAGGCUGCGGAGCCCGAGCCUCCUGCCACCGAGGCCGCAACUUCACCUGCAGAAGACGUCAAGGAUGACUGGGACGCAAACAGCGAUGUUAAGGAUGAUUGGGACGCCGAGAGCGAAGAUGAACAAGAGAAGGAGGCAGAGGCGAAGGCGGAGCUCAGCAAGGCAGGCGAAAAGGGUAAGGGAGUUGCAAAGCCAUCACCUGCUAUCAAAGCCAAUGGCUCUGCCAAAGGUGGGCCUGCUGUUGCGGAGCGCAGCGCUGCUGAGGGAGCUCGCGCUGCUGCGCAAGCCGCUCGGGAAGCUGCAUCCAAAACCGCAGCGUCUGCACUUGCAGCCAAGAAGGCUGCUGAUCGCGAGAACAAGGGCAAAGAUGAUGCUGGCAUUGCCGAGAGCUCCGGUGAAGACGACUCGGAUGAGGAUGACGACUCUGACGACUCGGACGACGACUCGGACGACUCCAGUGACGACGGGUUGACAGCUGUGCAGAGACAAGCUGCGCAAAAGAAAGCGGAACAGGAGCAGCGCAGAGAUGCGAGAAAAGCUCAGGCCCUGGCAGAACAGAGCAGGGACAACCUCAGAAGCCCUAUCUGCUGCAUUCUUGGUCAUGUAGACACAGGCAAGACGAAGUUGCUAGACAAGAUCAGACAAACAAACGUCCAGGGCGGAGAAGCGGGCGGUAUUACUCAGCAAAUUGGUGCCACUUACUUCCCCGUGGACGUGCUCAAAGAGAAGAUCAGACCAAUUGAUCCCGAUGACACACAGGUCUUCAAGACACCCGGGUUACUUGUCAUCGACACGCCGGGCCACGAGUCUUUUACCAAUCUGCGAACCCGAGGUAGCUCCCUUUGCAACAUUGCUGUGCUCGUCGUGGAUAUCAUGCACGGUCUUGAGCAGCAGACAUUGGAGUCUAUGCGAUUGCUGAAGGACAAGAGGACACCUUUCAUCGUCGCGCUAAACAAGGUGGACCGUCUGUACGGUUGGAACGCUACGCCCAACAACGGAUUCCAAGACAGUCUGUCGAAGCAGAACAAAGCUACGCAGAACGAGUUUGACACCAGGUUGAAAGCGACCAUGGUCGCGUUCGCCGAGCAAGGAUUCAACGCUGUGCCUUACUACGAGAACAAGAAUUUCUCAAAGAAUGUCAGCUUGGUCCCCACGUCUGCACACACUGGAGAGGGUAUUCCCGACAUGCUUCGCCUCCUUGUCCAGCUCACGCAAGAACGCAUGGCUGCUUCGCUCAUGUAUCUCUCCGAGCUCGCCUGCACGGUCCUUGAAGUCAAGAUCAUCGAGGGACUCGGCACCACCAUCGACGUCAUUCUGUCCAACGGUGUACUGAGGGAAGGAGACAAGAUCGUUCUUUGCGGUCUUGGUGGUCCGAUUGUCACCUAUGUUCGUGCCCUCUUGACACCUGAGCCUCUCAAGGAGAUGAGAGUCAAAGGUGCGUAUGUGCACCACAAGGAAGUCAAGGCCGCGCUAGGUGUCAAGAUUUCAGGUCCAGGUCUCGAAAAGGCCAUCAGUGGUUCUAGGCUGCUGGUCUGUGGGGAGGAUGAUGACGAGGAAGAGCUCAAGGACGACGUCAUGGCGGACCUGCAAGACCUGCAAAAAUGGAUCAGCACAUCUGGAAAAGGUGUUUGCGUACAGGCUUCCACUCUGGGAUCUCUGGAAGCCCUUUUAGAAUUUUUAAAGACGCAGAACAUCCCUGUCAGCGGUAUCGAAAUCGGACCGGUCUUCAAGGGCAGCGUCCGACGAGCUUCGAUCAUGCUGGACAAGGGUCACACCGAGUACGCAGCGCUGCUGUGCUUCGACGUGGAAGUUCACAAAGAGGCCGAAGCGCUCGCAGCUGAGAUUGGCGUGCGAGUAUUCUCCCGAAUGACCAUCUACAACCUCGUCGAUGACUACAAAGUCUUUGCGGACCAAGUCGUGGCGGAUCGUCAAAAAGCUGCUGCUGGCACGGCCGUCUGGCCUUGCAGACUCAAAAUCUUGGCCGCUUUCGCAAAGAGGGAACCAAUCAUUCUGGGCUGCGAAAUAUUGGACGGCGAUCUGAGAGUUGGGACGCCGCUUUGCGUCGUCAAGACGCACGCGGACACGAAGAAGAAGGAAGUUGUCACGUUGGGAAGAGUGACUUCGCUCGAGAUCAACAAGAAGCCCAAGGAUCAUGUGACGAGAAAGGAACAAGGUGCUGGUGUGGCAGUCCGCAUCGAGGCGGGCCUCAACGAUCAGAGCAAAAUCUUCGGAAGGCACUUUGACGAAAAGGACGAGGUGUAUUCCCUCAUCUCUCGGAAUUCCAUCGACGCUCUCAAGGACCACUUUUGGGAGCAGGUGUCCACUGACCAAAAGAAGCUCAUCAAGAAUCUCAAGGCGCUUUUGGGCAUUCCCUGACUUUGACUCUCUUGGUAGUAUGUGCGUCGAUUUCUGGGCUCGUAAUGCAUAUCAUCGAGUCGUCGGA
This is a messenger RNA of Ceraceosorus guamensis, 4209 nucleotides long. RefSeq lists its product as hypothetical. The transcript has 8 exons. Gene Ontology annotation, molecular function: translation initiation factor activity; GTP binding; GTPase activity. NCBI's taxonomy places the organism in Eukaryota, Fungi, Basidiomycota, Exobasidiomycetes, Ceraceosorales, Ceraceosoraceae. The record is from RefSeq and is a predicted model, not a curated record. The coding region runs from base 426 to 4142 and encodes 1238 amino acids.